GCCAUCUUGGCAGAUAGAAGCAGCCCGCUGUCGCCGUCAGCCGCCGACGUUACGCCGUCCAGCUGAGCCGUUGCCGAAGCUGAGCGCGAGGCCUGCCUGGCUCCGCUGCUGGUGAACGCGGAGAAAUCGCGGCGGGCUAUUGUUCGCGUCGCGCGAACGGACGAACCGGCUAAGAGGGAGGAGGAGGAGGAGGCGGCGGACGAGGGAAAGAAGGAGGAGAACGAGAGCGAGGAGAGGUACCGGAAAAGCAGCGCGGCCCAAGUGUAAUAUCGCAACGCGAGCGGGACGUGUGCGGGCGCCUCGCGCGGUAGCGCCUGGUCUCGAGAGACUCUCGUUUACGCUGCCUCGAGUGUGUCGUAUCAUCGCGCGAAGGCAUCGCAGUGAAGUUGGUUGCCGAAAACUCGUCGUCCGUCCGUCCGCGUCGCGCCGAAGAACGGCCGACUUCGCCCCGGGAUCCUCGGGAUUCCUCGCCCUCGCCAUCGCCCGCGUCUCCCGUUCAUCCCCGCGUACGACGGAGGAGUGGCUCCAUUUAUCCGCGCCGGAUAAAUCGCCGAAUUCGAGUGCUAUUGCUGACUGUUACUGAUACUCGCUGCGUGACAGGCAGGACGACAGUAUGGCGGGACAGACGAUCAACGACAGGCUGUUGGCUGCGAGGCACAGCAUCGCCGGCCAGGGCCUCGCCAAGUCCGUUUGCAAGGCCACCACGGAGGAGAUGAUUGGACCCAAAAAGAAGCAUCUCGACUAUUUAAUUCACUGCACCAAUGAACCGAAUGUUUCCAUACCACAACUCGCUAAUCUCCUGAUAGAACGCUCGCAGAACACAAACUGGACGGUGGUUUUCAAAGCUCUGAUCACUGUACAUCACAUGAUGUGUUACGGCAAUGAGAGGUUCACACAGUAUCUCGCCUCUAGCAAUAGCACAUUUCAACUCAGCAAUUUUCUCGACAAGAGCGGCGUACAAGCAGGAAUACGCGUGGGAUAUGACAUGUCGCCGUUCAUCAGGCGAUACGCCAAGUAUCUCAACGAGAAGGCCCUCUCCUACAGGACGGUAGCGUUUGACUUCUGCAAAGUGAAACGGGGGAAGGAGGACGGCACUCUACGCACAAUGAACGCUGAGAAACUCCUGAAAACUUUGCCGGUGCUGCAAUCCCAACUCGACGCGUUGCUGGAAUUCGAUUGCACGGCUAACGACCUCACAAAUGGCGUCAUAAACAUGGCCUUCAUGCUCCUCUUUCGAGAUCUUAUCCGGUUAUUCGCCUGUUAUAAUGACGGCAUCAUUAAUCUGUUAGAGAAAUAUUUCGACAUGAACAAGAAACAAUGUCGGGACGCUUUAGAUCUCUAUAAAAAGUUCCUCAUACGUAUGGAUAGGGUCGGAGAAUUUCUGAAAGUCGCUGAAAACGUUGGCAUUGAUAAAGGAGAUAUACCAGAUCUGACAAAGGCACCAAGUAGCUUAUUGGACGCCUUAGAACAACAUCUCGCUUCCUUGGAAGGAAAGAAGGGUUCCGCCGCGAACACGCCAACGCAAUCGGCAAGCAGCAAUAGAACCAAUGUAAAGUCGGGAGUGUCCGCCCUGUCUUCCACCAGUACCGCGUUCGGAACAGCAGCCAGCAAUGCGCGGCUCGAGCAAACCGGGAACGGCCAUAUCGACGAGGCACUGCGACAGCAAGCUCUUGCAGAAGAGGAAGCCGCCAUGAAUCAAUACAAGGCAAAAGUACAAUCGCCAUCGAGCGCUAGCACAAAUCCCUUCCUCAGUUCACCGACCAAUAAUGCCAAUCAGCCUAUCGUGGAUUUGUUUGGUGCAGCAAUGUCCGAAAAUCAACAGCAACAACUUUCGCAAAAAGCGUCGGAUGAUCUGCUACAACUGGCGGGCAAUCCGUUCGCGAACAUGUUCGGAGCACCACAACCAGCCGCACCGACCGCACAAUCUGCCACUCAGAACAACAUGUGGAUGACCAACGGUACUGGUUUCGCGCCAGCUGCGCCACCAGCAAAUAAUAACUUUGUUACAGAUAACAGCUUUUCCUCCGUAUUCGGAAAUCAGGAUCAACAAUCUACUGGCGUCCCAGGAACGGCCGCGUCCGUACCUAAUCCCUUCAUGUCCGAUUUCCCGUCCCUCGGUACCGCCGGCGGUCAACAAACGGCGACGAACGCGGGCGCUUUUGGGUUCUUCGAUCAAAAUGCCGGCGGUGGUGUUGUUGGCGGCGGUGCAAUGAACGAAUCACAAGCAACAACGGCGCCAGGCGGAGACCUCUUCAGUGCCGGUCAGACGGAUCUCUUCGGGGGGGGCGACGGGUCCGCCGCGAUGCUAAAGACCGCCACGAACGGCGACGGGGACGCUGCGGCGGCCGAGGUAGUGGCGUCGACGGCAUCCUCCGCUGUCGGCAAGAUAUCUUCCACUGCCACGCCGCCACCUAGACCACCGCCACCCGCGACUGCCGUUGCUGCCGCAAACGUUGGUGCUGUACCGCGUGCACUAUCUCCGACCAUCGGCGGCGUUGGCGGAGUGUCACAUGGUAGACCAGCGGCGGCGACGGCGACGGCAACGGCGGCGGCUCCAGGCCCCCCCGCUAACAAGAGCGCCUUCGACGAUCUCAACGACAGCAUCCGCAUGGCACUGGGCGGGUCUCCGUCGCGUCCAGCGCCUAUGGUCCAGCAGCAAGCUGCAAUGGCUGCCCAGCAGCAGCCGCUGCAACAACAAAUGCCGCCGGCGGGUGCCGGUAUAUUCAGCGGUAUGAACGACGCCGCCGGGCAACAAUCCAUGAUGACCGGCGCGCCGAUGGUCGGCUACGGUAUCCCUACCCAAGCCCAAGUCCCCGUGGGGUACGGCUCGCCGGCAAAGCAGUCGAUGUCAGCCACGGGGCAACCGGUCAGUACAACUGCCACUGGCAAGGUUUUGACCGGAGACUUGGAUAGUAGUCUCGCUAGCCUUGCGCAGAACUUGACCAUCAAUAAGAGCGCACAACAGCAAGUUAAAGGAAUGCAAUGGAACUCACCGAAGAACGCUGCGAAAACGGGCGGUUCAGCUGGUGGAUGGUCACCUCAGCCAAUGGCAGCUACCACCGGUGCUGGAUAUCGUCCCAUGGGCCAAGGAAUGACGCAACUUCUACCUACGACCACCACUACUAUGGGUUUUCCCUCGCAGCCUACCAUCAUGGGUAUGCAAGGUAUGCCGAUGGGUAUUCAGGGCAUGCAGGGUAUGCAGGGUAUGAGGCCGAUGAUGUGUACUAUCCCAGGUGCUUCCGCCCCCGGUGGCGGUAUGAUGGUUGCGGGAGGAGCUGCGCCGAUGAUGGCCAUGCCCGGCGCAAAUCCCAUGAUGACUGGUCCUAAUCUGCAGCAACAGCAGCCGCAGUCUCAGCCUCAAGCCGCUGUAGCACCGGCUCAGCCACAAGGCAAUGCAGUUCAACUCGAUCCUUUUGGUGCUCUGUGAAGGGAUUAGGAUUUCAAAUGGAAUUAAGAAGAUGGAGCGGAAUUUUGUAAAUACCGUGUAAUAUGCCUAGAAA
Molecule: messenger RNA, 3500 nt
Organism: Camponotus floridanus (Florida carpenter ant)
Lineage: Eukaryota; Metazoa; Arthropoda; Insecta; Hymenoptera; Formicidae
Gene: lap
Product: phosphatidylinositol-binding clathrin assembly protein LAP
Exons: 19
Coding region: 614-3427 (937 amino acids)
Biological process (GO): clathrin coat assembly; synaptic vesicle budding from presynaptic endocytic zone membrane; clathrin-dependent endocytosis
Cellular component (GO): clathrin-coated pit; clathrin-coated vesicle; synaptic vesicle
Molecular function (GO): phosphatidylinositol-4,5-bisphosphate binding; clathrin heavy chain binding; 1-phosphatidylinositol binding
Source: RefSeq, a predicted model, not a curated record